Pestalotiopsis fici W106-1 is the source of this 720-nucleotide messenger RNA. RefSeq lists its product as uncharacterized. Lineage: Eukaryota; Fungi; Ascomycota; Sordariomycetes; Amphisphaeriales; Sporocadaceae. The transcript is spliced from 3 exons. Bases 1 to 720 code for a protein of 239 amino acids. The record is from RefSeq and is a predicted model, not a curated record.
AUGGAGGCUCGCUGUCAAUGCGGAAGCGUGAGCUUCAAGACACCCUUGGCGAAGCCAUUGGCACUGUACGUUUUCCUUCUUCCUUUUCUUCUCAUCAUCAUGACAAGUUCGCUCUCCCUCAGACGGAGGAGCUGUCGUGUUACUCGUAAGCAGGCUACACGCUGUCUUUAUGCAUUGAUGCGCAACUCAUCAACGACAUUCUUUAAUAUCAUAGUCGUCCUACUCCAAGUGGACACACGCUAUACUGGUAGGUUCUUUCUAAUCGACAGGUCCAACGCUGUCGGCUGUAGCACCGGACGGCUAACCUAUUUAUUCUGCAAAGCUACUUUUGCCGUAGGUGCGGAUCGAGGCUUUUACACACGACGCCGAAAUUUGUCGUCGAUACUCAUCGUCCAACUUUCACAGGGAAAGAAUGUAGUUUCCGUCAAGGGAGGUUGUCUGGAUGGGCUCGACUGGAACAAUGCCAUCCACAUAUGGACCAAGUCGGCCAUGGUCCCCAUACCCGAAGGCUCUGAAUGUUACUCGGAGGAGCCGACGGAUUCGGAGUACUCGGGCCCCCAGGAAACACUGGAUCAGCCCGUGGACGUCCCGGGUAGCGCCCUCAUGGGCAGUGGAGGCUUGCUGCCUGAGCCGAGGCCGACUGAAGAAAUAUCCAAGCUCAAUGAUACCAAGAAGGGUCUUUGCGAGCUCAGUAGCUCAUUCACUCAUAUAGGACACUGA